This is a messenger RNA of Lotus japonicus, 1581 nucleotides long. RefSeq names its product F-box protein At3g07870-like. The coding region runs from base 1 to 1581 and encodes 526 amino acids. Lineage: Eukaryota; Viridiplantae; Streptophyta; Magnoliopsida; Fabales; Fabaceae. Gene Ontology annotation, molecular function: protein binding. The record is from RefSeq and is a predicted model, not a curated record. The transcript has 7 exons.
AUGAGGAGCAAGCUUUUUAAGGUUCAUGUGCAGGUUGAUGUGCAGGUUCAUGUGCAGGUCGGUUUUGUUGGAAUUUUAUUAGUUUUGGUUAAAGUUGUGUUUGUUGGUUUUCAAGUCUGUGUGGACAUGAAAGUAGGAGAGAAAAUUGAUGAACAAAAAAGUCAACAACUUGGGCUUUCUUUUGUUGAUCUUCCUCUGGACAUCAUGACACAUAUUCUGAUAAGACUUCCCAUUAAGUCUAUUCUGGUUUGUAAAUUUAUUUGCAAAAGUUUUAACUCUGUUAUCUCAGACCCACAUUUUUCCAAGUUACACUUUAAGCAUGCACCAAGUGGUUUCAUGAUUCGGACAAGUGAUCCAAAUCGAUUGUCAAGAUUUGUGCACCUUCUUGAGUAUGAGCCUGAAAAGUUUAACAAUAAUGACAUCCAAUGUUGUUAUUGUGAGGAUGACUUUAUCAAACAAGAAUGUUACAACCAUGUUAAGCUUGAGCCUAAAUUCAAGCUUCCUGUUCAUGGUGGAAACUUAAUUUUGGACAAAAUAAAUGGUCUAAAUAGUGAUGUUAGAAAAAGGUCUUAUGCUGAGCACGAGUCAAAAUAUGAUAGGUUUAUGGUGGUUAAUUCUUGUAAUGGUUUUCUUUGCUUGUGUGAUCGGGUCAAAAACUAUUUUGUUGUUUGCAACCCAGUUACAAGUGAGUUCAUCAGACUUCCAGAAGCUACCAAAAUGGAUAAAAAUAAAUUUUGGCACCAAGUUGUAUAUCCUGGUUUCGGUUUCAAUCCCAAAACUAACGAAUAUAAGAUUGUUAGAGUAUUGAAGAGACAUAAAAAUUGGUGGGAUCGUAAAGGUACUAUGACUGUUGAUAUGUUCACAUUGGGAACAUCAAAAUGGAGGAAUGUUGAAGUUCAUCUUCAGCAUAUCUUCAAUGUUGAAGUUAAUCAUCAACAUAUCUUCAAGCUUCUAUUUCCCACUUGUACGAAUGGGGCACUUCAUUGGAUCUGUUCUCAUGAUAACAAAGGGUCACUAUUGUGUUUCAAAUUUAAAAAAGAGAGGUUCCAUUCUUUCCCUUCUCCUCCUGGUGUGUUCAUUGAAGGAAAAUAUGGUACAAAUAAUGUCAGCAUGGGAAACUUAGGAGGAUUUCUUUACAUAUGUGAUUCAUCAUCUCUAGAUACUCCUGUUACAAUGUGGAUCAUGAAGAAAUAUGGUAUUGGAGAAUCAUGGACUAAGGUUUUCAGCAUUGAUGCAUUGAACAAAAAAUGUUGGCCAUAUGGUGGUUUAUAUUGGCCAGUAAAAAACUUCAAUGAUGGUGCUGCUAUGUUGAUGUGUCAUUCCUCCAGGGUCUUUAUCUAUUAUGAACCCAAAAAGUGUGUAUUCAAAUUAUUCAAGGUACGUGGGACACAAUCAAAUAGGUUGGAGGUAAUUCCACAUAUUCCUACUUUCAUCUCACUCAAGACUGUUGUGAAUGGAAACAAUAUCAGGCUGUUGGAUGCUAACUCACGGUCUACAAAGUUUAAAUUGGCCGAAGAAAAUGAAGCUCUUUUCUUAGCUAAAGUGAUCGUUGAAGUUAAUGUUGAAGUUGAUGAAGAAUAG